UUGUUGCUGUAGGAUAGAAAUGUCUUCUUCUCCAAAUGUGCUUCAGUUAUUGUGAAAACGAAAGGACUCUCACACCAAAAAAGAAUGGACUUUGUUUGCAUCUGAACUCGAGGAAAGGCUUUGUGGUUCUAGUCCAGAAAAAUGGGGCAUUAGCGUACGAACCAUCCCAAAUAAACCCUAGCAAAAGUUUUGCCACAGAAAUUAAAAUUUAAAUUAAAAUUAAAGCGAAAUUUGAUCCAAUCAAUCAAUUCAUUAAUUAAUUCCAUUCCUUCAACUCCCACUUCCAGCUGCAGUCAGCAAAUGACAAAACCGAUGGCACCGUUUUUUUUCCGAGAAGGGAAGAUUAUUGAUGCCCCGAUAUGAGAAGAAAGUGAGUCUCAUAUCAUAAUACCAUACGCUCAGCCAGCCACCAGUUCGCGUAUGCGGCUUCAGUCUUCUCGCAACUUUGAAACAAUCAUUUGAUAUAGCAAUCUCAGCAAGGCGACUGGAUGGCAGUGGCAUUUUCUUUCGGUUUCCUCUCUGGUUCAACAGCCUCAUAUGACUAUGAUAGUCGACACAAAGAAUUCCAUUGGCUGGCAUCUGUCCUGGCCGGUAUCAUUUCCUGUGUUAUUGUCUAUAAAUUAACCGCUCUUGUGAGCUCUCUAUUGUUUGAGGGAUAUGGCAAGUUGAACACUGCACAAAAAACUGAAUGGAACAACAGGGGGUUCUCAACAGUCCAUGCUGUAUUUGUAUCAUAUGCAUCCUUCUACCUCCUUAUGAUGUCAGAUGUCUUCAAUAAAGAUUUGGAUGACGGUCCAGUUGUUAGUAGAUCAUCUAUUUUGUCAAAUACUGUAUUGGGAAUUUCUAUAGGUUAUUUUCUAUCAGAUCUUGCAAUGAUUCUUUGGCAUUUUCCGGCUUUAGGGGGCAUGGAAUAUGUUCUCCACCAUGGACUGUCCAUCUUUUCCAUUAUCCUCUCUCUACUAAGUGGUCAAGCACAGCUUUACAUACUGAUGGUUCUUUUUACUGAAAGCACUACUCCUUGUGUAAAUCUAAGAUGGUACCUGGAUAAUGCUGGUCUUAAAAGCUCGAAACUCUACAUUGGGAAUGGCAUUAUGUUGUUCCUUGGGUGGUUGUUUUUACUAUGCUCUGUAAUGAUUGUGCUGCAGUUAGCAAGGGUUGUUCUGUUCAUCUUCUUUUUUAUCCACAUGUGGAUCCAUUUUGAUGAGGUGAAGACAAUCUUUCCUCUCGGCUUUUACAGCCUGCUCGUGGUGCCUUAUAUGUUGGCAAUCAUGAACAUGUUUUGGUUCUGGAAGAUUGCCAAAGGUUUGGUCAAAACUCUUUCAAAAGCGAAACACAAGAAGUGAAGCUCUCCUCCAUGCUUAUUACUACAGGACUUGUACAUUACUAGUAUUUAUUGCUGUAUUUUGAUGACCAUUUAUUGAUUGACACUGACAGUCGCAAUCUACAUUAUUUGCUCAUAUGUGAUGAUAAACUGCAUAUGGGUUGUCCAUAUUAGAUUGAACAUUACUUUUGAUUGACCAACUAAAUCUACUUUGGAUUGGGUCAUUACAUUCUUGAAGAACAAUGGCUGCGAGCGAAGGAAUAUUGGAAAGCAAAUGAAGGGGUUCAUGGAAUCCUAUUUAAUUUUGAUUAUUUACUCAAA
Prosopis cineraria is the source of this 1642-nucleotide messenger RNA. RefSeq lists its product as uncharacterized. The coding region runs from base 489 to 1343 and encodes 284 amino acids. The record is from RefSeq and is a predicted model, not a curated record. Gene Ontology annotation, cellular component: endoplasmic reticulum; membrane. The transcript is spliced from 10 exons. NCBI's taxonomy places the organism in Eukaryota, Viridiplantae, Streptophyta, Magnoliopsida, Fabales, Fabaceae. Gene Ontology annotation, biological process: lipid homeostasis.